Monomorium pharaonis (pharaoh ant) is the source of this 396-nucleotide messenger RNA. Its product is annotated as putative gustatory receptor 2a. The record is from RefSeq and is a predicted model, not a curated record. Lineage: Eukaryota; Metazoa; Arthropoda; Insecta; Hymenoptera; Formicidae. Gene Ontology annotation, cellular component: axon; membrane; dendrite. The coding region runs from base 38 to 259 and encodes 73 amino acids. The transcript has 2 exons. Gene Ontology annotation, biological process: sensory perception of taste.
UAAUCGGAGCAGCAAUUAUAACCUGAACUACGUAGUCAUGGAGAAUCUCUUGCGCAAAAACCUGGACCGAGACUGUGUCAGAAAUGAAAUUAACGAUUUUUCAAUUCAGCUGCAACAACAUCGAGUAGCAUUUACGGCCUACGAUUUCUUCGAAAUGAACAACGCUCUACUCAGUGGUUUUGUCGGAGCGAUCACUACUUAUCUAAUAAUCCUCGUUCAAUGUUAUCGACCCGAUAAUUCAAAUAUGCAAUUAAAUUGAAAUUGCUAAAAAAAAUUAUUGUAAUAAAGAGAUUGUGGUAAGAUAUACCACCAUACACUACAGAAAAAAGUAAUAUAACCAAUAAUAUGUAGUUGCGGGAUGCCAAAUACAGGUAAUACUCAAUACAAUAAUAUUUG